UGACAAAGUUAUUGAAUGAAUAAUAUUUCAAUAACUUAUUUUCUACGUUAUUGCGGCUUAAAAUUUAGUGACCGAUAAACUACAACAACAACUAAGAGUCUCUGAAAAAAAGUCAUGUGACGCUAAUUAUGCAGAAGCACACUUCAGCCUUACUUCGAUGUUCAAGGACUUUUAUCAGUUGCUUUUCAAAUAAAAUGUCUACGGUAGAUACAAACUUAUUGUCAAAACCUCAUUCUGUGAUAGGGGUUUGUCAGAUGACUUCAACUGGUGACAAGUUAGCAAACUUUCAGCAUGCAAAGUCACUAGUGGAAAGAUGUAAAGCCCUUGGUGCAAAGAUGGUGUUUUUACCCGAGGCUUGUGACUACAUAGCAGACAGUAAACAACAAAGUAUGGAAUUUGCUGAAACAUUAGAAGGGGAGACAAUCAGUAAAUAUCGUCAGUUAGCAAAGGAAUUAUCUGUGUGGAUUUCCAUUGGUGGAUUUCAUCAAAAGUCACAAGAUGAGAAUGUGAAGAAGUUGUACAACACACAUGUGAUGGUAGAUGAUCGAGGAGACAUACAAGGCACAUAUUGUAAGACUCAUAUGUUUGAUCUAGAUAUACCAGGAAAGAUACGUCUAUGUGAGAGUGAUUAUACCAUACCUGGGAAUCAGAUUACUCCACCCAUUGAGUCCCCUGUCGGAAAAAUUGCUCUUGGUAUUUGUUAUGACAUGAGAUUCCCAGAAAUGUCAUUGGUGCAUAGGAACCAAGGUGCAGAGAUAUUGACUUUCCCUUCAGCAUUUACAGUCCCUACAGGGAUGGCACAUUGGCAUAUAGUAGAUCCAUGGGGCACAGUGCUGGCUGAGUGUGCGGAGGGUGAGGGUGUUUGUGUGGCAGAGGUAGACCUUGAUUAUCUACAUAAAGUUAGAUUACAAAUGCCAAUACACAAACACAGACGGACAGAUCUCUAUGGUAGUCUUAAUCUUCAUACUCCAGUUGAAAGUAUAGACAAACAGAAGGACUAUGUUUUUGGUCAUUGUAAAAUUGGUAGUAAGCAAGUGUUCUACAGGACAGCUUUGACUUAUGCCUUCGUCAACCUCAAACCAGUUAAACCGGGUCAUGUUCUAGUCGCACCAAUAAGGAAGGUUCUACGAUUCAAUGACCUUGAACCAGCAGAGAUGUCCGAUAUGUUCCAGGUGGUCAGCUCGGUCUCUAAAGUUGUAGAGAAACACUUUAAAGGAACGUCACUUACUCUCAGUGUUCAAGAUGGACCAGAGGCUGGACAGACUGUUCAGCAUGUUCAUGUUCAUGUAUUACCAAGGAAAGCUGGAGAUUUUGUUGAGAACGAUGAUGUUUAUAAAGAGUUAGAGACUCAUGACAAUCAUUUAGAUGAAGAUCGUCUUCAUGGUAGAGUUAGAACAGAAGAGGAGAUGAAUGAGGAAGCUGCACAACUACGCGCUUAUUUCAGUUGAUAAUUUUUGCCCCAUAUCUCACAGCCAUAAUGGAGUUUUUGUGAUAUAUCUGACAUUCUUAGUUUAAGGUGUAUGAUUUACUGUUUGUUUCAAUUCAGUCACCUUCGCCGUCAUCUUCAAAUACAAAUUUAUCUUCACAAUUAAGUUGAUGACUCCUAUAAAAAUGCUUAAUAUUACUUUUGUUCGUUUAGUUAAUACAAUUUGCUUUUCAUUUUAGUUUCUCAGAUCGUGAAGGAAAUGUUUUAACUGAACUGUAGCUAAAUAAAUAUAUGUUUUUAAGUGUUCAGACCUCUGGAAGGUCCAUUUUUAUAAAUGAAUUUUUAGGUUGACUAUUCAAAUAUGGCCUUUUAUGAACUUAGAAAAUAUGUGGUUAGAGUUUUGUGAGCAAGGUAUAUUAUUGAAGGUUUUUACUUAAAACUAUACAAAAUUUUGAAAUUGAAGGUCCCUUUUAAGUACUCAUAACUGUUGAUUUGACUGAAU
This is a messenger RNA of Ruditapes philippinarum (Manila clam), 1928 nucleotides long. Its product is annotated as nitrilase and fragile histidine triad fusion protein NitFhit-like. Gene Ontology annotation, molecular function: hydrolase activity, acting on carbon-nitrogen (but not peptide) bonds, in linear amides. The transcript has 10 exons. The coding region runs from base 129 to 1448 and encodes 439 amino acids. The record is from RefSeq and is a predicted model, not a curated record. Lineage: Eukaryota; Metazoa; Mollusca; Bivalvia; Venerida; Veneridae.